GCCUCAAACCAAACCAAACAGUGUUAGUCUAGUUUAAGUUUUGCAAAUUGUAAUUAAUUGAUCCAAGUUACAUUUGAUAACAGUUACUAUGUAAAUUAAAUAAUUUAUUUUAAAGCAUUUUGAGUCAAAAAGGAUAGCGACCAUGUACACUAAUUCAAUUUUAUAUUAGGCCUAGGGUAUUUUAUUUUGAAAAUAUUUUCUAACCUGAUAAAAAUGAACCAUAUCUGACAUAUUUGCUGAAACCCUGGGCUAUUUUAUUUUGGACGAGUUUAUUUUGUGGACAAGUACAUUAUUUUAAAACUUAUUAGGGUUGUUUAUCCUUAACUUAUUAAGGCCUAACUUACUUUUUAUUAAACAAGGUGGGGUUAUUGUUUUUGAACCAUCCAACCACCUUUUAAGGUUUUGACUAUGUCCGAAACUUAUUCAUCAUUGACUGGCUUAGUGUAUAUUUUCAACUUGAUCGUAGGCACAGGUGCUCUGACAUUACCAGCAGCAUUUUAUCGCUCUGGAUGGGCUUUGGGCUCAAUACUUAUGUGCAUUUUAUCUUUUGUUAGCUAUGUCACUGCAACAUUCGUAGUCGAAGCCAUGGCUACCAGCAAUGCUUUGCUCAAUUUUUCUAAGGCUAAACAACUCAGAAGGAUUGGUCAUUAUUUAGAUAUGGCUCAUCAGAUUUCUGGAUAUACAACAGAGAGUGAAGAGGAAAGCUACAGAUCACCUUCUGAAGAAUCUCCGCUCACUGCACCUGGGUCAAUCCAGAACUUCCCUUCAGAUCCUGUAGCCUUUUAUACAAUCGACAAUAAAGUUGAAAUGGGAGAGAUGGCUGCCCUACUUUUCAACCGAGGUGGCCGACUCGCAUUCUUCCUUUGUUUUGUAUCUUAUCUGUUCGGAGACUUGUCUAUCUAUGCCGCAGCCAUUGGGCAGUCUCUAGUGGACACAUACUGCAAGUCAACAAAUUUCACUGAUCCUGAUGAUAAACCGUGCCUGCCUAAUCAUUCCUACUCGACGAUAGAAGCCUACAGGGUAUUCCUGAUAACUUUUCUGCUGAUAUUUGGGCCCUUUGUGUUCUUCAACGUACAGAAGACGAAAUACAUUCAACUCUUCACAACACUUACAAGAUGGCUAGCGUUCACUGUGAUGAUCUACCUGACAGUGUCUCGUCUGCUAGACCCGUCAGUCCCCCACUCCUCCCCUCACCCUGCAGUUGUGUCGGGGUUCCCCUCUCUCCUCAGCUCAUGUGUGUACGCCUUCAUGUGUCAUCACUCCUUACCCUCACUCCUCUCUCCCAUCAGGAACAAGGAGAAUCUACAUCGCAAUCUAGCCGCAGACUACUUACUGGUGCUCAUGUUCUACCUCACACUCGCCGUUCCAGCUGUGUUUGCGUUCCCCCAUAUCAAUGAUUUGUUCACCCUCAACUUUGUUCCACAACCCGGAGACUCUGAGGAGUUGCAGAUUGCUGACUACUUCCUCAUCCUGUUCCCAGUUUUCACCCUCACUGCCAGCUUCCCUGUCAUCUCGGUUACACUGCGCAACAACUUGCAGUCAGUGGUGUCACCCAGCAGAUCCAAGCUACUGAGGCUAGUUAUCCUCCCACUGGCUGCUGUCGUACCUCCUGUUUUGUUGGCCGUGUUCCUCCCAAACCUGCAGUUUUUGGUUGGAAUAACUGGUGCUUAUGCUGGAGUUGGUAUCCAGUAUGUUAUCCCAGCCACACUUGUUAUGUCUUCCCGACGUAGUGUUCCAAGAGAACUGUCAUCUGUAGAGAACACCUUCGCUUCCCCCUUCAGACACCCAGCGUGGCCAUUGCUAGUCAUCUUGUGGGCAAUCAUCUGCAUAUCCUUUUCUUCAGUGCACAUUAUCAAACAACAUCUAGGCUCGUAACACAUCCUUCAUGUCUGUCAUCUGUAGAGAACACCUUCGCUUCCCCCUUCAGACACCCAGCGUGGCCAUUGCUAGUCAUCUUGUGGGCAAUCAUCUGCAUAUCCUUUACUUCAGUGCACAUCAUCAACCAACAUCUAGGCUUGUAACACAUCCUUCAUGUCUGUCAUCUGUAGAGAACACCUUUGCUUCCCCCUUCAGACACCCAGCGUGGCCAUUGCUAGUCAUCUUGUGGGCAAUCAUCUGCAUAUCCUUUACUUCAGUGCACAUCAUCAACCAACAUCUAGACUCGUAACACAUCCUUCAUGUCUGUCAUCUGUAGAGAACACCUUCGCUUCCCCCUUCAGACACCCAGCGUGGCCAUUGCUAGUCAUCUUGUGGGCAAUCAUCUGCAUAUCCUUUACUUCAGUGCACAUCAUCAACCAACAUCUAGGCUUGUAACACAUCCUUCAUGUCUGUCAUCUGUAGAGAACACCUUCGCUUCCCCCUUCAGACACCCAGCGUGGCCAUUGCUAGUCAUCUUGUGGGCAAUCAUCUGCAUAUCCUUUACUUCAGUGCACAUCAUCAACCAACAUCUAGGCUUGUAACACAUCCUUCAUGUCUGUCAUCUGUAGAGAACACCUUUGCUUCCCCCUUCAGACACCCAGCGUGGCCAUUGCUAGUCAUCUUGUGGGCAAUCAUCUGCAUAUCCUUUACUUCAGUGCACAUCAACAACCAACAACUAGGCCAUUGCUACAGUAUAGUGCGCAUCAUGAACCAAUAUCUAGGCUCAUUAUAUCCUUCAUGUCUGUUAUUUGCAGAGAAGUCCUUUCUUUUAUCCAUUUCAAUUAUUGCUAUUGAAGAAAACGUCUGUGAUGAUUUCACGAUAAAAUUGCGGAGACAAUGAUGAUCUCUAUACGACUGAGGGAGAUAUUCAAGGUUUUGCAGCGAUCAUGGAAGAUGAUGAUGAUGUUUCUGUGAUCGCAGGAGACAAUGAUGAUGUCCACACCACCCUGGGAGACUUUCAGGAUUUUGUUGCUAUCACAGAAGAUGAUGAUGAUGUUUUCGUGACCAUGGGAGAUGACAAUGAUGUCCAUACUACUGUUGGUCAUGUUCAGGAUUUUUCUGCGACCACAGCUUUACCUUCUCCAAUAAUAACUCUUUAUACUGUAGUUUCAGGUUUUUAAAAUUCUUUCUGUAAGCGAUUCAGAUUGUUGGAGUUCUACUAUAUUUCAAUUAGGUCAAAUCAAAGAGUUUUUUUUUGUUAUUUUUUGAUAUUGGGUUGCAUGAUGAAAAUUAAAGAGAGCCAUUUCAAAAGUAAUAUGAUUUUGUUUAUUUUAUAUUUUUAUCUACUGUCAUCGGUGAGCGUGAAAAAUAAACAAUGGGUUUUAAUAACUAGAGGGGAGAAAAAUGCUGUACGAGUAGCUCUUUAACUUAUAGUAAAAUAAUUCAAUUUAUGUUUACCUUUUUUGUUUACCGUUUUUUUUUUUUUCACUUUAAAGUUGUUAUUAUUUCAGCGAUUAAAAAAUGUUUUCAGGCUA
This is a messenger RNA of Macrosteles quadrilineatus (aster leafhopper), 3392 nucleotides long. Its product is annotated as transmembrane protein 104 homolog. Lineage: Eukaryota; Metazoa; Arthropoda; Insecta; Hemiptera; Cicadellidae. The record is from RefSeq and is a predicted model, not a curated record. Bases 409 to 1875 code for a protein of 488 amino acids. The transcript is spliced from 12 exons.